Molecule: messenger RNA, 624 nt
Organism: Drosophila miranda
Lineage: Eukaryota; Metazoa; Arthropoda; Insecta; Diptera; Drosophilidae
Exons: 2
Coding region: 154-498 (114 amino acids)
Biological process (GO): double-strand break repair
Cellular component (GO): site of double-strand break; nucleus
Molecular function (GO): nucleosome binding; ubiquitin-protein transferase activity
Source: RefSeq, a predicted model, not a curated record
UGUCAAAGGAGUAUCUACAUUUUUAGUAUUACAUUCAAAUUGAAACACAGCAAACACAAAACCUAAGAAGACUAACACUAAUACACAUGAAAAGACAGAACAAAGACAGACAUUUACAUCUAAACGAAAGGAGGCAGCAGCGGUAUCACCAUCAUGCUGCAACGGCAACGCACUGGCACCUCCUCCUCGAUCCAUAAUCCGGAUGGGGAUGCGGAUGGGGCUGAGGAUGGGGAGGUCUGCGCCUUCUGCCUGGAACAGAUACGGAACCCGGUCAAGUUACGGUGCAGUCACACAUUCUGCAAGGGCUGCCUGCAGAACUACCGCGAGGCGCGCGGAUGGGUGGCCGAGCGCUGUCCGCUCUGCCGGCGCAGACUGGAUGAUCAUGUGGCCCGGAAAUGGAUGGCUCCAGGGGACCUUCUACUUGCUGCUGCUCUACUGGUAGACCGCCGUGAAAAGAGGGCCGCUUCCCCUGAAGAUGUUCAGACCAUACAAAAUUAGAUAUACUCGUACAUAGAUGGAAAGAUAGGGACGAAUACAAAGUUGAGUGAAUUUUAAUUAAAUCUAAAAGCCAUAAAAUUCUAUGCGGAAUGCGCUUUAUCCUGGUCCAUUGUCCCCUAUCCUUUG